AUGGGUGCAAAAGCUAGAGUGGCCAAAAAGACUCGAAACCCAGAUCUGCUCCGUGAGGUGGGUAAGUACUCGAGGUCCAAGAGGUGCCACAAGCGCGGUCUUUGGGCCAUCAAGGCCAAAAACGGCGAUGUAUUUCCAUGCCACAACACCAAGGCGGCAGUUGAGAUUAUGAAGGAGAUUCUUCAGCAAAUUGUGGGUCUAAAACCUCCAUUCGAUAUAUCAAAAUCGACUGCGGUGUUUGAUGAAAAGCCGGCGAUGGAGACCCUAGCACCAACUACAGAAGAUGAGGAGAUUAUCAAGGUUGUGGUUGCCGGAACCAUUCCUUCAUACUCAGUCGAGUCAAAGCUCGGCGAUUGCAAGAGGGUUGCUUCUAUUAGGUGCAAGUCCUUAGAGGGAUUUGAUUAG
Molecule: messenger RNA, 405 nt
Organism: Rosa chinensis
Lineage: Eukaryota; Viridiplantae; Streptophyta; Magnoliopsida; Rosales; Rosaceae
Product: 3-hydroxy-3-methylglutaryl-coenzyme A reductase-like
Exons: 2
Coding region: 1-405 (134 amino acids)
Biological process (GO): translation
Cellular component (GO): ribosome
Molecular function (GO): hydroxymethylglutaryl-CoA reductase (NADPH) activity; structural constituent of ribosome
Source: RefSeq, a predicted model, not a curated record